Messenger RNA from Fusarium subglutinans, 2523 nucleotides. Its product is annotated as glycosyl hydrolase family 67 C-terminal. The transcript has a single exon. Gene Ontology annotation, biological process: xylan catabolic process. Gene Ontology annotation, molecular function: alpha-glucuronidase activity. The record is from RefSeq and is a predicted model, not a curated record. Lineage: Eukaryota; Fungi; Ascomycota; Sordariomycetes; Hypocreales; Nectriaceae. The coding region runs from base 1 to 2523 and encodes 840 amino acids. Gene Ontology annotation, cellular component: extracellular region.
AUGCUAUUUCGGACAGCAGUGGUGUCGUCUCUGGCACUAUAUGGCCUAGCUGUGGCUGAGACGGGCAUUGAUGGCUGGCUUCGCUACAAGAAGCUACCGUACAAAGCCCCCAACGACUUCAAGCAUCCCAAGAGCAUCAUCACUCUCAAUGCAACCAAAUCCAGCCCCGUAUACACUGCUGGCACCGAGUUAGAGGACGCCUUCGCGGGUAUCUUUGGAGAGCAGAUCCCGCGUAAAUUCAAGGGCUGCGACCACCAGAACUCCAUAAUUGUGGGCAGUCUUGACGCCUAUCAUGAUGGGUGUGGCAAGGCACAACUCCCCGCGCCUCUCGAGGAAGACGGGUUUUGGCUCCGUAUCAAGGGUAGUUCCGUUAAGAUUAUCGGCCAUAAUGAGAGGGGCGCACUCUAUGGCGCCUUUGAAUACGCAUCCAUGCUUUCCCAAGGCAACUUCUCAGACAUUUCCUACGUCUCCAAUCCAACCAACGCUAUCCGCUGGACCAAUGAGUGGGAUAAUAUGGACGGCACUAUUGAACGCGGCUACGGCGGCAAAUCAAUCUUCUUUGCGCAAAACAAGACUAUGCCUGACAAGGCCCGGGUGAAGCAGUACGGCCGGUUGCUGGCGUCCAUCGGUAUAAACGGUGCCAUCCUGACCAACGUCAACGCCAACCCUAUCACCCUGAAACCGGACAAUAUUCGUGGACUUGGCGAAAUCGCGGCAAUAAUAAAGCCGUACGGCGUACAAAUUGGCCUUGCACUCAACUUUGCUUCCCCGCAGACUUUGGGUGGGCUAUCGACGUUUGAUCCACUCGAGCCAUCCGUUAUCUCCUGGUGGGAAGACAUCAAAAACCUGAUCUAUGAUGAAAUUCCAAACCUUGCAGGGUACCUUGUCAAAGCCAACUCCGAAGGACAACCAGGACCGCUCACCUACAAUCGCACGCUGGCCGAAGGAGCAAAUCUCUUCGGAGAUGUCCUCAGACCGCAUGGAGGAAUCGUCCUAUUCCGCACAUUUGUGUAUGAGAUGCUUAAUAUCACCGACUGGAAGGCAGAUCGCUCUGCAGAGGCAUAUAAUGCGUUCCAAGGUCUCGAUGGAAAAUUCCAUGAUAACAUUAUCCUUCAGAUGAAGUACGGUCCACUCGAUUUCCAAGUUCGGGAACCUGCACAUCCCUUAUUUGGAUACUUUAAGAAUGCCAACGCUGGUAUUGAGCUUCAGAUCGCACAAGAGUACCUGGGACAGCAAGCACAUACCGUCUACCUGGCUCCUCUCUGGAAAGAGAUAUUAGAUACGGAUCUUCGUGUUGAUGAUAAGCCAUCUUUUGUGCGAGACAUCAUCUCGGGCAAGCGGUUCAACCGUCGGAUUGGUGCAUUCUCAGGUGUAGCGAAUGUAGGGAUGAGCCAGACAUGGACUGGUAGCCAUCUCUCUAUGUCUAACCUUUAUGCAUUUGGCCGCUUGGCCUGGAACCCUAUCGAUGAUCCCGAAGCAAUUAUUAAAUCGUGGAGUCGUCUGAAUUUCGGUCUUCAUCGUCAAGUGACAGAUAUCGUCACGCGUAUCGCCAUGGAGUCAUGGCCGGCAUAUCUGAACUAUAGCAGUGGAGACCUGGGACUGCCGACCCUUACAGAUGUUACGAAUAACCACUUCGGACCGAAUGUCCGAGCUGGCGAUGACAACCCUUAUGGUAUCUGGACUCGAUCUGAUUCAUUCUCUAUCGGUAUGGAUCGUACUGUGGCGAAUGGUACAGGCUUCUCCGGUCAAUACCCUCCCGCAUUGGCAAAGAAAUUCGAAGACAUAGAAACCACACCCACGAACAUGAUCCUAUGGUAUCAUCACGUCAACUACACACACAAGCUUCCGACUGGAAAGACAGUAAUACAGAAUCUCUACGAUGCCCAUUAUGCUGGGGCCGAAACGGCACAUACUUUUCCAAAGUUAUGGAUGGGAGCUCAAAAAUAUGUUGACGAGGAACGUUUCAAUUCUGUUCUUUUCCAGCUCACUUUCCAAGCAGGUCAUUCGAUCGUGUGGAGAGACUCCAUUGUGGACUAUUAUCACAACCUUACAGAGGUUCCUGACGAGGCGGGACGUGCUGGACACCAUCCAUGGCGUAUAGAGGCCGAGGCUAUGUCUUACAGCGGAUACAAGACCGCCGUGCUAGACCCUAUCAAGUCUGCCUCUACUGCCACGUCUCUCGUAACACUAGGUAAUAGUACAGUGGCCACAGCUAGUGCGAAGCUCGACUUCGAGCCUGGGAGAUAUGACGUCGCAGUUGUGUAUUUUGAUAUCCUCGGUGGGACUUCACAGUGGGAAGCGUAUCUGAACGGCAAGUCUUUGGGGAAGUGGGUUGGCAAUCUGGAAUCAACCCUCAGCCGCGCAGCAAUGAAAGAGCCAGAUGGCGCUUCCAAAGCCCGUAUCACGUUCCCAAAUGUCAAGAUUGCCAAAGGGGAUAUCUUCAAGGUCGUAGGAAAGGCGGACCGCGCGGAAUUGGCACCUCUGGACUUUGUAGCAUUUCUGCCCCAGGGAGUUAUUGAUUGA